AAACUAUGCACCGUGUACCACUGUCUGUUUGGUUAAUAUGCCGGUGAACUUUUGAGUAAUCAUCAGCUGUCCCUCCUGUUGUAUCUUGCUCAAGCCUUUUCCUUGGGUGGGUCUUACUACAGAUUCUGACGACAGAUAUGACACUUUUCAUAUAACCGCAUUUUGAGAUACAAACAACUUUUCACAACUGCAGUAUCAUCUGUGAAGACUAAAAGACACUUAGAGGGUAGCAGACAUUCAGAGCCAGCACAAAAUGCUUUUCACACAGACUUCAAGCACCUUAAAUUCAAAUACAGCACAACUCUGAGACAUUACUCUAGCAAAAUACAGGUGUUAUUUCUCUGAAGAAGAUGGAUCCAUAUGGCACCGAAUUCUGCUACCAGAGAAACACCAGUGUGAUCCUUUUCCACUAUAACUACACUGGGAAGUUGCAAAACAGACAGCCCGGGGAAGGUGUAGACAUCGCAUGGAUUGUGUUUUUCGCUAUCAGCUGUUUCAUUGUUCUAGAGAAUUUUUUGGUACUCAUUGCUAUUGUUAGCAAUACCCGUUUCCGCAGCUGGGUCUACUAUUGUAUUGCUAACAUCAGCUUAAGUGACAUGUUAACAGGGUUGGCCUAUAUAAUGAACCUUUUCAUGUCAGGUAAAAAGACCUUCCAACUAACGACUACUUGGUGGUUCAUCAGAGAAGGUGCACUUUUUGUCUCCUUAGCAGCUUCCAUUUUUAGUUUGCUUCUGACAGCAGUAGAACGAUAUUGUACAAUGAUCAAACCCAUCUUGCACACUGAAAUAAGGAAAAUUUAUCGUGUGUAUAGCCUCAUUGCACUAUGCUGGGCCUUAGCCUUCCUUAUAGGACUACUGCCUCUGUUUGGCUGGAACUGUAUUUGUGAUUUUCAGAACUGCUCAACUCUUCUGCCUUUGUAUUCCAAACAUUAUAUUCUAUUUUGUGUGGUAAUGUUUAUUGUGAUACUAAUAGGAAUAGUUUUCUUCUACUCAUCAAUUUAUCGCUUAGUACAGAUUAAAUCCAAGACAGUGGCCAGCACACGUAGCAGGCAGAAAUCUUUUAGACUUCUCAAAACGGUUUUCCUGAUCUUUGGAGCUUUCAUUGUCUGCUGGUUUCCACUUUUUGCUCUGUUGCUAAUGGAUGUUUUCUGUAAGUCAAGCCCCUGUGGUCCACUGCACAACAGUGAAUGGGCCAUUGCAUUGGCUGUUCUAAACUCUGCCCUCAAUCCAAUGAUCUACUCAUUAGGCAGUUUGGAAGUCCGAAAAGCAAUUCUGAAUGUUCUCUGUUGCUGUUGUAUCAGAGUUGGAUGUUUUGAAAACAUGGAAUGUUUGACAUUUUCUGAUAGUGCUGCAGGAAACUCUACAGAAAGUUCACUUCGAAUAAGAGAGAGUUUUCGAAACCUUAGAGCAUUAAGCACCAGUACAAAUGGAGAAACAUCACAACCAACUAGCCCACAUGACUCUCGUAAAUGGAGAAGCCGUGUUCUUUCUUCUAGCUCCAACUUGACUGAAACUGCUGUGUUAUCACAGAGUCCACCUUGACUAUAAAGUGUAUCAUAUUCUGUAAACCCAGCAUCAUACAAGAGUUUGUGUGAUCCUUGUACAAUGUUAAGACAUUACAGAUGAAAUGAGUGUUAACAAAACAAAUUGCAAUGUAUGAGCCAAUACCGUGACGGGCUCAUUUUUAAAACAGAGAUUUACCUUUACAGGUGAUAGAUUAUUACAAAAUAUGCUUACUUGUAUAGGAACAUGUCUUGAUGUACAUCACCUGAAGUGGACACAUUAAGAAUGAAAGAUUAAGAUGAACAACUAAUGUAGGUACAGCAAGCACUAUUAAAUAAAUUGAUCCUCAAAGGUAACACUCACAGUUUGAAAAAAAAGCCUCCUUUACAUCCUUAGAAUAAAAGAACUGCUAAUUUCGGA
Protopterus annectens (West African lungfish) is the source of this 1922-nucleotide messenger RNA. RefSeq names its product sphingosine-1-phosphate receptor 4 (gene S1PR4). Gene Ontology annotation, molecular function: sphingosine-1-phosphate receptor activity. Gene Ontology annotation, biological process: G protein-coupled receptor signaling pathway. Gene Ontology annotation, cellular component: membrane. The record is from RefSeq and is a predicted model, not a curated record. Bases 351 to 1541 code for a protein of 396 amino acids. Lineage: Eukaryota; Metazoa; Chordata; Ceratodontiformes; Protopteridae. The transcript has 2 exons.